This is a messenger RNA of Puma concolor (puma), 3180 nucleotides long. NCBI's taxonomy places the organism in Eukaryota, Metazoa, Chordata, Mammalia, Carnivora, Felidae. The record is from RefSeq and is a predicted model, not a curated record.
AUGGCGAGGGGUGUGCUUGGUGGGGGCGGGGGCGCCGUACUAGGUGCGUUUCCCGGCACCACCUUGCCCCACACCCCAGGAGGCUGGCCCCAGCUCUCUUUUGCUGCUGAGCAGUUUAUGUUUGGAGGGAGCCGGUGUGAUUGCUCCGGCAGCACGGCCAGGAGAGGAGCCCCGGCGGAAGAGGUGGCGGCUGUGGCCAGUGGCGCGGCAGGAGGUGACGACGGGGGAGCUUCCGGGCGCCCCCAGCCCAAAGCGCAGCCUGGGCACCGAAGCUACAACCUGCAGGAGAGGAGGCGUAUUGGAAGCAUGACUGGGGCUGAGCAGGCUCUGCUGCCCCGAGUCCCCACAGACGAGAGUGAGGCCCAGACGCUGGCCACCGCUGACCUAGACCUCAUGAAGAGCCACCGGUUCGAGGACGUUCCUGGAGUGCGUCGGCACUUGGUGCGGAAGAAUGCCAAAGGGUCUGGGCAGGGUGGCCGGGAAGGGCGAGAGCCUGGCCCCACGCCUCGGACCCGGCCCCGGGCUCCCCACAAGCCUCACGAGCCGCCCCCCGCCCUCGCCCCAGCAAUAAUUUCAAACUCCGGGACUGCCACCUGUAGUUGGGCUGUGCUUCUGGACCUGGACCAGCAGACCCUGCCUGGGGUGGCCCACCAGGUGGUGGAGCAGAUGGUCAUCUCUGACCAGAUCAAGGCUGAAGACAGAGCCAACGUGCUGCGGGCCCUGCUGCUGAAACACAGCCACCCGAGUGAUGAGAAGGACUUCUCCUUCCCUCGAAACAUCUCAGCCGGCUCCCUGGGCUCCCUGCUAGGGCAUCACCACGGCCAGGGGGCCGAGAGCGACCCCCAUGUCACUGAGCCUCUCAUCGGAGGCGUCCCCGAGACUCGGCUAGAGGUGGAACGAGAGCGGGAGCUGCCACCUCCAGCCCCGCCAGCCGGCAUCACUCGCUCCAAGUCCAAGCACGAACUGAAGCUCCUGGAGAAGAUCCCCGAGAACGCCGAGGCCACGGUGGUCCUUGUGGGCUGCGUGGAGUUCCUCUCCCGCCCCACCAUGGCCUUCGUGCGGCUGCGGGAGGCCGUGGAGCUGGACGCGGUGCUGGAGGUACCUGUGCCCGUGCGCUUCCUCUUCCUGCUUCUGGGCCCGAGCAGCGCCAACAUGGACUACCACGAGAUCGGCCGUUCUAUCUCUACCCUCAUGUCCGACAAGCAAUUCCACGAGGCAGCCUACCUGGCAGACGAGCGGGAGGACCUGCUGACCGCCAUCAACGCCUUCCUGGAUUGCAGCGUGGUGCUGCCGCCCUCGGAGGUGCAGGGCGAGGAGCUGCUGCGAUCCGUUGCUCACUUCCAACGCCAGAUGCUCAAGAAGCGAGAGGAGCAGGGCCGGCUGUUGCCCACGGGGGCGGGACUGGAGCCCAAGUCGGCCCAAGAUAAGGCGCUCCUGCAGAUGGUAGAGGCGACAGGCGCAGUCGAAGACGAUCCCCUCCGGCGGACGGGCCGGCCCUUUGGGGGCCUGAUCCGGGACGUGCGGCGCCGCUAUCCCCACUACCUGAGUGACUUCCGAGAUGCGCUUGACCCCCAGUGCCUGGCCGCCGUCAUCUUCAUCUACUUCGCGGCCCUGUCCCCUGCCAUCACCUUCGGGGGGCUGCUGGGAGAGAAAACUCAGGACCUGAUUGGGGUGUCAGAGCUGAUCAUGUCCACGGCGCUCCAGGGUGUGAUCUUCUGCCUGCUGGGGGCCCAGCCACUGCUGGUGAUCGGCUUUUCCGGGCCCCUGCUGGUGUUUGAGGAGGCCUUCUUCUCGUUCUGCAGGAGCAACAACCUGGAGUACCUGGUGGGCCGCGUGUGGAUCGGCUUCUGGCUGGUGCUCCUGGCCCUGCUCAUGGUGGCCCUGGAGGGGAGCUUCCUGGUGCGCUUUGUCUCCCGGUUCACCCAGGAGAUCUUUGCCUUCCUCAUCUCCCUCAUCUUCAUCUACGAGACCUUCUACAAGCUGAUUAAGAUCUUCCAGGAACACCCCCUCCACGGCUGCUCCGUCUCCAAUAGCUCUGAGGCAGACAGCGGCGAGAACACCACGUGGCACAGGGCAGGAGCCACGCUGGGGCCGGGGAAUGGGAGCUCAUCUGUGCCAGCCGGGCAGGGGAGGCCCCGGGGCCAGCCCAACACGGCCCUGCUGUCGCUGGUGCUCAUGGCCGGCACCUUCUUUAUCGCUUUCUUCCUGCGCAAAUUCAAGAACAGCCGGUUCUUCCCUGGCCGGGUGCGGCGGGUGAUUGGCGACUUUGGGGUGCCCAUCGCGAUCCUCAUCAUGGUGCUUGUGGAUUACAGUAUUGAGGACACCUAUACCCAGAAGCUGAGCGUGCCCAGUGGAUUCUCCGUGACAGCCCCAGAAAAGCGGGGCUGGGUCAUCAACCCUCUGGGGGAGAACAGCUCCUUCCCCGUGUGGAUGAUGGUUGCCAGCCUGCUGCCCGCCAUCUUGGUCUUCAUCCUCAUUUUCAUGGAGACUCAGAUCACCACGCUGAUCAUCUCCAAGAAGGAGCGGAUGCUGCAGAAGGGCUCCGGCUUCCACCUGGACCUGCUGCUUAUCGUGGCCAUGGGAGGCAUCUGUGCCCUCUUCGGCCUGCCCUGGCUGGCUGCCGCCACUGUCCGCUCCGUCACCCACGCCAACGCGCUCACCGUCAUGAGCAAGGCCGUGGCGCCUGGGGACAAGCCCAAGAUCCAGGAGGUCAAGGAGCAGCGGGUAACAGGGCUGCUGGUCGCCCUGCUUGUGGGCCUCUCCUUGGUUAUUGGGGACCUGCUCCGGCAGAUCCCCUUGGCUGUGCUCUUUGGAAUUUUUCUGUACAUGGGAGUUACCUCCCUUAACGGGAUCCAGUUCUACGAGCGGCUGCACCUGCUGCUCAUGCCCCCCAAACACCACCCAGAUGUGACCUACGUCAAGAAGGUUCGGACCCUCCGUAUGCACCUGUUCACAGCCCUGCAGCUGCUCUGCUUGGCCUUGCUCUGGGCGGUCAUGUCCACAGCCGCCUCCCUGGCCUUCCCCUUCAUCCUCAUCCUCACAGUGCCGCUCCGCAUGGUGGUGCUCACCCGAAUCUUCACCGAGCGAGAGAUGAAAUGUCUGGAUGCUAAUGAGGCGGAGCCAGUGUUCGAUGAGCGGGAGGGUGUGGACGAGUACAAUGAGAUGCCCAUGCCUGUGUAG